CUGUGCUUAGCAUGUACCUGGUGACCCUGCUGGGAAACACAGCCAUCAUGACAGUGAGCGUGCUAGACGUCCGCCUGCACACACCCAUGUACUUCUUCCUGGGCAACCUCUCCAUCCUAGACAUCUGCUACACGUCCACCUUCAUGCCCCUGAUGCUGGUCCACCUCCUGUCUUCCCGGAAGACCAUCUCCUUUACUGCCUGUGCCAUCCAGAUGUGCCUGAGCCUGUCCACAGGGUCCACGGAGUGCCUGCUGCUGGCCAUCAUGGCCUAUGAUCACUACCUGGCCAUUUGCCAGUAA
This is a messenger RNA of Nycticebus coucang (slow loris), 299 nucleotides long. Its product is annotated as olfactory receptor 13J1-like. Gene Ontology annotation, cellular component: membrane. Bases 12 to 299 code for a protein of 95 amino acids. Lineage: Eukaryota; Metazoa; Chordata; Mammalia; Primates; Lorisidae. Gene Ontology annotation, molecular function: G protein-coupled receptor activity. Gene Ontology annotation, biological process: G protein-coupled receptor signaling pathway. The transcript has a single exon. The record is from RefSeq and is a predicted model, not a curated record.